Drosophila eugracilis is the source of this 561-nucleotide messenger RNA. RefSeq names its product pupal cuticle protein Edg-78E-like. The transcript is spliced from 2 exons. The record is from RefSeq and is a predicted model, not a curated record. The coding region runs from base 81 to 479 and encodes 132 amino acids. Lineage: Eukaryota; Metazoa; Arthropoda; Insecta; Diptera; Drosophilidae. Gene Ontology annotation, molecular function: structural constituent of chitin-based larval cuticle. Gene Ontology annotation, cellular component: chitin-based extracellular matrix.
AACAUUAGCAGUCUGCUACAGACUCAUCAUUCAGAGUCGUCUCUUAGUCUCAGGCACACGCACUCCUUCAAUUCAUCAAGAUGUUCCGCUACAUGCUCGUCGCUUCCGCCCUCUUGGCCUGCGCCUACGCCGCUGCCACCUACAACCAGGAUGGUGCUGCCUACAUCACCAAGCAAGGUGCCGAUAUCGAUCCCCAGGGUCCUUACAACUUCCAGUACGAGACCAGCAACGGAAUCGCCGCCCAGGAGUCUGGAAUCGGAGGACACCACGCCACCGGAGGCUACUCCUAUUACUCGCCCGAGGGUCAGCUCGUCCAGAUCUCCUACCUGGCCGAUGAGAACGGCUACCAGCCCCAGGGAGCUCUGCUGCCAACUCCUCCCCCAAUCCCAGUUGCCAUCCUGAAGAGCCUGGAGUACAUCCGCACCCAUCCCCAGUACGUCGAGCCCCAAAAGUACAACCGCUAUCAGUUCCAGGGUUAAGCGUAUAGAAACUCUUGUGUGAUUUGAAAGCUUUAUUACGAUUUCUAAGAAUGUUGAAAUAAACGAAAAGUUUAAAAGAAAA